Molecule: messenger RNA, 1371 nt
Organism: Prorocentrum cordatum
Lineage: Eukaryota; Dinophyceae; Prorocentrales; Prorocentraceae
Source: the annotation of a GenBank genome assembly
AAAGAGGCCAAACCAGUAACACGUUUUGCAGAUCGAAGACGCCUAUGCCAUUUGGACACGCCCAUGCGGCCAAACGUUAGGCCGAUGUCUGGCCAAAGCCAUUCACAUCUUAUGUGUUCCCCCGCUCUCAGAAGGCCGCGGCGCCCGAGACAUCCUCCAGAACCGCUGGAUCUGAGGGAUUUUCGAUUUAUCCUUACCCCGAUGCUGCCCCCGUACGGGCUUCGUCUCACUCCUGUGUGGUUGAGUUGCAGGCAGGGGAAGACCGUGCGGGUUGCUGGAAGGCUCGCCCACGGUGCUUACGGCGUCUGGUCCAAGGGCGUCGGCUUGCUCACCAUGUUCUGCCUCUCGUACUUGAUGAUCGGAGUGGGCCAGGAGUUCCACCUCGACAAGAGCAAGCUGGGCAGCUAUGGCAAGGACUACGCGAUCGCCAUGUCCGCCGCGGGGCUCCCGUGGCUCUUCGUCGCCGCGUGGCUGCACUACGCGCUGCCCAGCCCGCUCGCAUGGGGCUCCGCGCUGCUGAUGGCGCGGUUCGCAGCUCCGACGAGCGCCGGCAUCCUGUUCAGCAUGCUGGAGGCGGCGGGCUUCAAGGAGACAUGGCUCUUCCAGAAGGCGAGGAUUCUGGCGAUCUUCGAUGACCUGGAUACCAUUCUGCUGAUGAUCCCUCUGAAGAUGUUCCUCGUCGGCUUCAAGUGGGAAUUGACCGUCGACGCGGUGUUCGUCUCUGUGUGCCUGUUCCUGGCUUGGCAGAAGCUGCACAAUAUUCGAGCUGCUUCGCAGAAGCUCGCCUGGAAUCCCCCAUGCGUGCACUCGCCCAGUCAGAUCAAGAACCUGGGCGCGUACGUCCUCUCCGGGGGCGCAGUGCACCUCGAGGUGCUGCUGCCCGCGUUCACCAUCGGCGCCGCGACGCGGAUGUGCCAGGAGACCGACGAGUGGUGCGAAGUCCUGGACGAGGGACAGGAAGAGCGAGUGCGCAGCCGCGUGGCCACGGUCUUCAUGCUGCUAGUCGGGCUGUCGAUGCCCUCUCUUUUCGCGGGCGGGGCGGGCACGAUGAGCACGGCCACGACCGUGUACCACGUCUUCGUAGUUAGCGUGCUCAUGGUGAUCGGGAAGAUGCUGCUACUCUUCACCUACAGGGACGAGGCCAAUCUGCGCACCCGCCUGGCACUCUCGCUGGGCAUGUGCCCCCGCGGCGAGGUCGUGGGUUGGGAGGGGGGGAAACAUGUACUCCCACUCGGCCGACGCCGGGACAUCCAAGCAUCAUUCGGGGGCAAUGUUGACGUCAGGUGUCCGAUCAUCGACAGGUGUCGCACCGGAAGCAGCCGAAGACUUCCCCGAGUGCCGUCCGAAGACCGCCGAAGACCGCCGGUAUAA